UUGACGGCGUGUGGGCGCUGUCAGCACAGCAGCCAGGCGGGGGAAACCCUCUCUCUCUCUCUCUCUCUCUCUCUCCCUCCCACACACCCACCCACUCUCAGCAAGUCCACAGCGUGUGUCUCAGCUGGCUCCUCACUGGGGGGAAAAGGAAAAAAAAACAAAAAACACAACCCCGGCACUCGGAACCACAGCGACGCCGAGCUCGCAGCGCUCAACAUGGCCGACACAACAAGUUUGAACGAGUCGUCGUCGUCCACCAGGGACGGCGCUAAUCGCUUCGCCCGCAAAGGAGCUCUGAGGCAGAAGAACGUCUACGAGGUGAAGGACCACAAGUUCACCGCCCGCUUCUUCAAGCAGCCCACUUUCUGCAGCCACUGCACGGACUUCAUCUGGGGCUUCGGAAAACAAGGAUUCCAGUGCCAAGUUUGCUGCUUUGUGGUCCACAAGAGGUGCCAUGAAUUUGUCACAUUCUGCUGUCCGGGAGCUGAUAAAGGUCCAGACACGGAUGACCCCAGAACGAAGCAUAAAUUUAAGAUCCACACAUACGGGAGCCCCACCUUCUGUGACCACUGUGGCUCUUUGCUGUACGGCCUCAUGCACCAGGGCAUGAAGUGUGACUCUUGCGACAUGAACGUCCACAACACGUGCGUCAUGAACGUGCCCAGCCUGUGUGGGACCGACUACACCGAGAGGAGGGGGCGCUUGUACCUCAAGUGUGAGGUCAGCGAGGAGAAGAUGAAGGUCACAGUUGGCGAAGGCAGGAAUCUGAUACCCAUGGACCCCAACGGCUUGUCUGAUCCGUAUGUCAAACUCAAGCUCGUACCUGACCCCAAAAAUGAGACCAAGCAGAAGACCAAAACCAUCCGCUCCAACCUGAACCCCAAAUGGAACGAGACAUUUACCUUCAAACUGAAGGCCACAGACAAGGACCGCAGGCUGUCCAUUGAGGUGUGGGACUGGGACCGAACCACCAGAAAUGACUUCAUGGGGGCUCUUUCAUUUGGUGUGUCGGAGCUCAUCAAAUCUCCAGCGUGUGGCUGGUAUAAGUUGUUGUGCCAAGAGGAGGGAGAAUAUUACAACGUUCCCAUCUCAGAGGAGGAUGACGGCAACGAGGAACUGAGACUGAAAUUUGAGGACCAAGCCGUUUUGGAAGACUCGAAACAGAAAGCCAAGCUGGGCCCGGGGAAGAAGGCCAAUACAGAGACGGAUGGCAGACCAUCCAGCUUUUUGCCAUCCAACCGCUUGGACCAGGUCAAGCUCACCGACUUCAGCUUCUUGACUGUCCUAGGGAAAGGCAGCUUUGGCAAGGUCAUGCUGGCUGAGAUGAAGGCCACCGAAGAGCUCUAUGCAAUAAAGAUUCUGAAAAAGGACGUGGUGAUCCAGGACGACGACGUGGAAUGCAUCAUGGUGGAGAAGAGAGUCUUGGCCCAGCAGGAAAAGCCGCCCUUCCUCACACAGCUACACUCGUGCUUCCACACUGUGGAUCGUCUGUACUUCGUCAUGGAGUACGUGACUGGCGGAGACCUCAUGUACCACAUCCAACAAGUGGGAAAGUUCAAGGAACCGCAGGCAGUAUUCUAUGCAGCAGAGAUCGCUGUUGGUCUUUUCUUCCUGCACCGUAAAGGCAUCAUCUAUAGAGAUCUAAAGUUGGACAACGUUAUGCUGGACUGUGAGGGCCACAUCAAGAUCGCUGACUUCGGCAUGUGCAAAGAGAACAUGACGGACGGCGUGAGCACCCGCACUUUCUGCGGUACUCCGGACUACAUUGCCCCCGAGAUUAUUGCUUACCAGCCGUAUGGGCGUUCUGUGGACUGGUGGGCGUAUGGAGUACUGCUAUAUGAAAUGUUAGCGGGACAGCCUCCUUUUGACGGAGAGGAUGAAGACGAGUUGUUCCAGUCCAUUAUGGAGCACAACGUGUCCUACCCGAAGGCCCUGUCCAAGGAGGCGGUUUCCAUUUGCAAAGGGCUGAUGACCAAGCAUCCAUCCAAGCGACUGGGCUGCAGCGCUGAAGGGGAGCGGGACGUCAAAGAGCACGCUUUCUUCAGACGUAUUGACUGGGAACGCCUUGAGAACAAGGCGAUACAGCCACCCUUCAAGCCGAAACUGUGCGGCAAGGGAGCGGAGAACUUCGACAAGUUCUUCACGCGCACACAGCCCCAGCUGACGCCCCCCGACGAGCUGGUGAUCGCCAACAUCGACCAGGCCGAGUUCGCGGGCUUCUCCUUCAUCAACCCACAACAGCAACUGUUGAUGUUCUAUCUCAACAUUCUCCAGAUUCAUGUGAGCGAUAAACCGACUUCAUCCCUCCAACAGAAACCAACUGUUGAGGUUCUAUCUCAACAUUCUCCAGAUUCAGAUGUGAGCCAUAAACCGACUUCAUCCCUCCAACAGAAACCAACUGUUGAGGUUCUAUCUCAACAUUCUCCAGAUUCAGAUGUGAGCCAUAAAACGACUUCAUCCCUCCAACAGAAACCAACUGUUGAGGUUCUAUCUCAACAUUCUCCAGAUUCAGAUGUGAGCCAUAAACCGACUUCAUCCCUCCAACAGAUUGACAGCAGGACAAAGUGCUGGAAGUGGGUAUGUCUCAAGCUUCUUCCACUUGGUCCACUCCAAAGCGAGCUGCAAAGGUGAAGAAGUGGAAGCAGUUAAAUGACACAUGUUGCAUUUUGUAACUGGCAACAAAGUACCAGGUAAAAAAGAUUGUGAAGCCUCCCUCCACAAAUAACUAGUAGCUCUACAGGACAGAGAUUCGCUUGCCAUCAAGUACUACAUCCAUAACAGAAUCAUAUUAAAAAAAGGAGAAUUUUUUUUUUCCACAUCUGCUGUGGUAGUUUGAGUAUGUUACCAGCAAUUAAAAAAGCAAGAUAAAGAGCAAGCGUUUUGUAUUUAUU
Nerophis ophidion (straightnose pipefish) is the source of this 2891-nucleotide messenger RNA. It is a transcript of the gene prkcaa, whose product is annotated as protein kinase C, alpha, a. The transcript is spliced from 24 exons. Gene Ontology annotation, biological process: protein phosphorylation. NCBI's taxonomy places the organism in Eukaryota, Metazoa, Chordata, Actinopteri, Syngnathiformes, Syngnathidae. The coding region runs from base 217 to 2631 and encodes 804 amino acids. Gene Ontology annotation, molecular function: zinc ion binding; ATP binding; diacylglycerol-dependent serine/threonine kinase activity. The record is from RefSeq and is a predicted model, not a curated record.